Messenger RNA from Pygocentrus nattereri (red-bellied piranha), 2508 nucleotides. It is a transcript of the gene efna1b, whose product is annotated as ephrin-A1b. Bases 105 to 797 code for a protein of 230 amino acids. Gene Ontology annotation, biological process: ephrin receptor signaling pathway; axon guidance. The transcript is spliced from 5 exons. The record is from RefSeq and is a predicted model, not a curated record. Gene Ontology annotation, molecular function: ephrin receptor binding. NCBI's taxonomy places the organism in Eukaryota, Metazoa, Chordata, Actinopteri, Characiformes, Serrasalmidae. Gene Ontology annotation, cellular component: plasma membrane.
GUAGUUAUAGAGAGGAGCAGUUCAUAGUUAUCAGGCCGUUUCGACAUUCAGUUUCUUCACGGUUUCUUUCUUGUUUCUAAGAGGAACUCGGGCAAAAGUUGGUCAUGGAUUUCCUCUGGUUGUUGUUUAUCUUGCUGAGCGCUUGGUGCUCGUCAGCCGAGCGACACAGCGUCUACUGGAACAGCACAAACCCGAACUUCCUGUGGGAUGAGUACACAGUGCAAGUGCGCAUUAACGACUACCUGGACAUCAUCUGCCCCCACUACAAGCGCGGAGAGAUCCCGUCCCAGGAGGCAGAGCGCUACGUCCUCUACAUGGUGGAGCUAGAGGACUAUGAGGCCUGCAAGCCGCAGUCGUUCGACCAGCUGCGCUGGGAGUGCUCCAGGCCCUUCGCCGCUCAUGCGCCAGAGAAGUUCUCUGAAAAGUUCCAGCGCUUCACGCCCUUCACUCUCGGCAAGGAGUUCCGCCAGGGAGAGAGCUACUACUACAUCUCCAAGCCUCUUCACCACCACGGGCAGGAGUGCUUGCGGCUAAAGGUUGACGUGGUCGGACCUCACAGCUCUAAGAACCACAAGAAGACGACGGUGAAAGAGGAGGAGACGGAGGGUGGAAAGAAUGAGCGGAUGGGCGCGGGAGGAGUGCACAACCCAUCAAACAGGCUUCCAGCAGACGACCCCGCUGCGAUGAUCCCAGUUGUUCAGAGGAGCGUGGGCAGCUCAGCCGUUUCCAUCUCUUCAGUUUCUUUCUUCGUCACGUUGUUUCCCGUCUUGUUUGCCCUGCUUUUACACAGAGACUGAGGACUUUGACAGCUGGAUCUCCUGUUAAACAGACUUUAACGCCAGUGCUGGUCGCUGGCUUUGAAAAUAGUUUUUAUACAAAGAUUUUUUUUUUUUUUAAUGUGAUCUGAAGCUGGUGUGCAAGUUCCUGCGUGAAGUGCUUGUGUUUGUGACCUUCGGAGACGAGAAUUCUUUUUCUCUCUCUUUUUUUAAACGGAAGAACAGUAUUACCUACCAACUUUUCCUGUUUACCAUGUUGUUCUACUUUGCUCCUGUAGCCUGUGUUUGGUUUUUAUAUAUAUAUAUAUAUAUAUUUUUUGUCUCCACUUAAAGAGUACCCAGUGUUCAGAACUGAGGACCUACCCCAUAAGCAGCAACUGGAAAAGGAGCGAAUGUGUAAUUACUAGUUCUCAUUAGACUUUGUGCAUUGUACAACUUUCAUUUACCAUAUUUAACACUGAGCCAAAGAAUAAGGUGCUGUUGCACCUUAGGUGAAGAGGCUUCAUCAUCAUGUAGAAUCUGACAUCUAGCCAGUUCUUGGUAUGUUUUAGCAUAGCCGUCAUCCACGUUUCCUUUUUCCUCAACAGCCAGUUUGUGUAAGCACUAUGUAAUUAUACACUAAUUGUGAAUCUCCAUGGGCAAAUGGAGAUGAGUGGACAUCAAAACACAGAGCGAUGAGCAGGAAAAAAAGGACAAAAAGAUUUUGCUGUUGUAACAGCCUUGUAUCUCCAAACUAGCAACAUUAAUGCAUGUUAAAGAUACCCCCCCCCCCACACACACACACUUUUCUCUACAUAAUUUAACGUUUAAUUGUGAACAAAGUAACUCAGAACAGUUUGAUGUGAAAUAGUUUGUGUAAAGAAACUUGCCGACUCGGAUUUCUUUACAGUGGUGGUGAUGGGAACCAGAGGUUGCGAUAUGUACAGCACAAAUAUAACCAUUACUUUAUAUUUGCUCACCAGAACAACCAGUGAACCCAUGUGAGCUUUGAUAUGUAGUGUUGAUAAUGGUUACAUUUUUAAAAAGUUACCUUUUGUUUUUUAUUUUUACAAAGCCUUCCAUGCACCCCUCCAUGCAUGUAUUCAGAAAUUCAAAAUAUUAAAAAUAUUUAAGGCCAAAAUCUAUCGAAAAAAUAAAACGAUCUCAUCGUAUUUUCUGUGAGGGAACUUUUAGAGGUGGACGUCUGGUUCCUGUCACCACCACUCUGAACAAUUCUUACGUUUCUCUAGAUUGAUCUAUUUCACACAAACCACUCCGAAUGACUUUGUUUAUACCUUAGCCACUUUAUAAUGCUGACAUUUUGCAAAACUGGUGGAAUUCCUCUUUUAAUGUAGCACAAUUUCUAUGGAUUCAUUCAUCAUGAAAUGUUCACACAGUGUAAAGGGCAGCUGGCAUUUUCAAAUGCAAAACAAAAUGGAGAUACAAGGUUUUAUGAUGGCAGUCAUAUAUAGUGGUACUGAGUGGUGUGUGUGUGUGUGUGUGUGUGUGUGUGUGUGUGUGUGUGUGUGUGUGUGUGUGUGAGAGAGAGAGAGAAAGGAGCAGGUUUUCUCUUUUUUACAUCAGAACACUCAGUACAACUGUAUAUGUGCAAAUGGACAUAAGUUGGCAGGACAGUAUCUACUAAAGCUGUGUUUUGUUUACUUGUAAAUAGUUGUGUAAAAAUGUACAUAGAGAGAUAUAUAAAGACUUUGUUAAUUAUGAAACUGUGGUAAAUAAAAAAAUGACUUGUGAA